This is a messenger RNA of Arvicola amphibius (Eurasian water vole), 3320 nucleotides long. RefSeq names its product CCAAT enhancer binding protein zeta (gene Cebpz). NCBI's taxonomy places the organism in Eukaryota, Metazoa, Chordata, Mammalia, Rodentia, Cricetidae. The transcript is spliced from 16 exons. Gene Ontology annotation, cellular component: nucleus. The record is from RefSeq and is a predicted model, not a curated record. Bases 37 to 3183 code for a protein of 1048 amino acids.
GUGAGUUGAGGGCUGUGCUCGCGUGUUCUGCCAGCGAUGUCGGCGGGCCGGGGACCUUUAGAGUUCCACGCCAAGCAGCCCUGGCGACCCAAAGUGGUGACAGAAGAUCCGGAGGAGGAAGAUGAAGAGGGUAGCGAUGAGGCUAAGGAUGGCUUCUCUCUGGAGGAGGUGUUACGCCUCGGAGGCACCAAGCAAGAUUACCUUAUGCUGGCUACUUUGGACGAAAAUGAGGAAGUGGUGGACGGAGGCAAAAAAGGAACAAUUGACGAUCUUCAGCAAGGCGAAUUGCAGGCAUUUAUCCAAAAUCUUAACUUGGCCAAAUACGCAAAGCCUUUGAUUGAAGAGGAUGAACCAGAUGAGAAAGAAAAUGAUAGCAAAAAGGAAGCAAAAAUACAGAAGGUAGAAAAUAAAAAACAAAAAGCAACAGAAAGUAAAAAUACGUCAAAAAAGAAGGUGAAAAAUCAGAAUGUACCAGAACAGCAUUUUGAUAGCAGUACUAUCCCUACACUAAAGAAAGAUAAACAACCCAAUGUGUUUGAAUUUCUUGAGCGGCAAACAUUGUUACUGAAGCCUGGAGGCAAGUGGUACGACAUGGAGUACAGCAACGACUGCUCUUCGGAACCCCAGCCUCGCGAUGUGGUGGCUAAAUACAGAGCCCUGGCUCAGAAGCUGUAUGAGCACGAAGUCAGCUUAUUCAAAAAUAAGACAAGUAAUCAAAAGGGAGGCUCCUCCACCUGGAUGAAGGCGAUUGUGUCCUCGGGGACACUAGGUGACAGGAUGGCGGCCAUGAUCCUUCUGAUCCAGGAUGAUGCUGUUCACACGCUCCAGUUUGUAGAAACCCUCCUGAGCCUUGUGAAGAAGAAGGGCAGCAAGCAGCAGUGCCUCCAGGCUUUGGACACAUUCAAGGAGCUGCUCAUUACAGACCUCCUGCCAGACAGUCGGAAGCUGCGGGCCUUCAGCCAGCGUCCUCUGCACAGCCUGGAGGAGCUGUCCAGCGGCAACAAGGACUCGCGAGAUCGAAGACUCAUCCUGUGGUAUUAUGAACACCAGCUGAAGCAGCUAGUAGCGGAGUUCGUGCAGGUCCUAGAAACUCUAAGUCACGAUUCCCUGGUCACCACUCGGACCCGGGCCCUCGUGGCUGCUCACGAGCUGCUGUGUGAUAAGCCCGAGGAGGAGAAGGCGCUUCUGGUUCAGGUGGUCAACAAGCUGGGAGACCCUCAGAACAGGAUCGCCACGAAAGCGUCCCAUCUGCUAGAGGUGCUACUGCGGAAGCAUCCCAACAUGAAGGGGGUCGUGUGUGGAGAAAUAGAACGGCUGCUCUUUCGCUCCAAUAUCAGCGCCAAAGCUCAGUAUUACGCGAUUUGCUUUUUAAACCAAAUGGUCCUCUCCCAUGAAGAAAGCGAGUUGGCUAACAAAUUGAUAACUCUUUAUUUUUGUUUCUUUCGGACUUGUAUCAAGAAGAAAGACAUUGAAUCAAAAAUGCUGAGCGCCAUUUUAACAGGCGUGAACAGAGCAUAUCCUUAUUCCCAGACCGGUGACGACAGAGUGAGGGAGCAGGUGGACACUUUAUUCAAAGUGUUGCAUGUUGUAAAUUUCAGUACCAGUGUGCAGGCUUUAAUGCUGCUUUUCCAAGUAAUGAAUUCUCAGCAGACGAUAUCCGAUCGGUACUAUACAGCAUUAUACAGAAAAAUGUUGGAUCCAGGGUUGACAACAUGUUCGAAGCAAGCGAUGUUUCUUAACCUCAUCUACAAAUCUCUGAAGGCAGACAUCGUGUUGCGCCGGGUGAAGGCGUUUGUGAAACGAUUGCUUCAGGUUACCUGCGCUCAGAUGCCGCCGUUCAUCUGCGGAGCCCUGUAUCUUGUGUCGGAGAUCCUUAAAGCAAAACCCGAUUUAAGAAGCCAACUGGAUGAUCAUCCGGAAUCUGAUGAAGAAAACUUUGUUGACGUGGGAGAUGACAAUGAUGUAGAAAAGUUCACUGACGCAGACAAAGAAACAGCAGUCGAUGCAGUGAAGGAAGUCGGAGCCGAAGACACCGGGACUGCGAGCAGCACAGAAGCCGAGAAACCCAAGACCGCUUCCUGGGUGCACUUUGACAACCUGAAGGGUAGCAAGCUGUUAAAGACAUACGAUCCAUUCAGUAGAAAUCCUCUGUUCUGUGGAGCUGAAAACACAAGUCUUUGGGAGCUCAGAAAGUUAUCUGAGCAUUUCCACCCUUCUGUGGCCCUUUUUGCUAAGACUAUCCUUGAGGGAAAUUUUAUUCAAUAUUCAGGGGACCCACUACAGGAUUUCACACUCAUGAGAUUCUUGGAUCGAUUUGUAUACCGAAACCCAAAGCUACACAAAGGCAAAGAAAAUACCGACAGUGUCGUGAUGCAGCCGAAAAGGAAGCAUUUUAUAAAGGACGUCCGUAAUCUUGCUGUGAAUAGUAAAGAGUUCCUUGCAAAAGAAGAAAGCCAGAUCCCAGUGGAUGAGGUGUUUUUCUACAGGUAUUAUAAGAAAGUUGCGGUUGUUAAAGAGAAACAGAAGCGCAGUGCAGAUGAAAACAGCAUAGAAGAUGUUGAUGAUGAAGAAUUUGAAAAGAUGAUUGACACAUUGGAAGACGACAACUGCUUCACGCCUGGCAAGGACGAUAUUGAUUUUGCCAGCAAUAUGAAAAAAACGAAAGGAACUAAGGAGAACUUGGAAGAUUCAGAGAGCAGUGACGAUGAGCUUGGUGACCUGGAUGAUGAUGAAGUUUCCCUGGGAAGUAUGAAUGAUGAAGACUUUGAAAUUGAUGAAGACGGAGGAACAUUCAUGGAUGUGUCAGAUGAUGAAAUUGAAGAAUUUGAUGAAGUCAACUCCAAAGCCAGUACUAAGAAAAGCAAGAGAAAGAAUGAAGAUAUUGACUUUGCUGGGUCGUUUCAAGGAUCAAAGAAAAAGAAGAAAAGAUUUGAUGAUUCCAGCCUGUUUGUCUCUGCUGAAGAGUUUGGCCAUCUGUUGGAUGAAAACAUGGGAUCCAAGUUUGAUAAUAUUGGCAUGAAUGCCAUGGCUAACAAAGAUAAUGCAAGCUUCAAACAGCUCAAGUGGGAAGCUGAGCGUGAUGAUUGGCUGCACAACAGAGAUGUGAAGAGCAUCAUCAAGAAAAAGAAAAAUUUCAAAAAGAAGAUGAAAAUCCCUCAGAAAUCCAAAAGGCAAAGGAAAUGAGUGCUUCAUAGUGAAUAAUAAAUGAAGAUUCUACUCACCCUUAAUUCUUGCUAUCCAACCACUUUUCUUGAUCUUUCUCUCUCAUUCCAUACAUUCCAGACUGUUCAAUGGAUUUGUAAUAAACUAUAAAAACAAAA